CAAGUACUAAACAAUACUCUACAAUUUCAAAGUUCAAACACAGAACCCUAGCUAGCUACUUGAAGUGUCAAGACUUUGAUCUUUGAUUACACUCACAGACAUUAUUAAUUUUAUAUAAUGGCUGGAUCCACUGUUGUGAUGAAGCUAGUUUGUUUGUUGGUUGUGGCCAUGGUGACGGCUGCACCACUAGCUGAGGCAGCCUUAACAUGUGGACAAGUGUCCACUGGGAUCAGGCCAUGCAUAGACUACCUCAAGAAAGGUGGGGCUAUACCGGAUGCAUGCUGUAAUGGAAUUAGGUCACUGAAUAGCGCAGCCAAGACCACCGUUGACCGCAAGUCUGUCUGCAAUUGUUUAAAGUCGGCCGCCGGUAGUAUCAAAGGAAUUAACCUCAGUCUCGCCGCUGCACUUCCCGGCAAGUGUGGCGUCAGCGUGCCUUACAAAAUCAGCCCCUCUACCGAUUGCAAUAAUGUGCAGUGAGCUUCGAUGGUGCUCGAGAACAAAAUGAAGUGCGUGGAUGUUUAUAUAUAUAUCCAUAUAUACGUACGUUUUUGUAUAAACUCCUUCCUUGUAUGGAGUUUCGUUAAUAAAUUCUAAUAACUAUAAUUUCAUGCUCUUUUUGUCAUGAGUAAUAAUAAUGGACUUCUUAUUGACUCAUU
Humulus lupulus (European hop) is the source of this 656-nucleotide messenger RNA. Its product is annotated as non-specific lipid-transfer protein 1-like. Gene Ontology annotation, cellular component: membrane. The transcript is spliced from 2 exons. NCBI's taxonomy places the organism in Eukaryota, Viridiplantae, Streptophyta, Magnoliopsida, Rosales, Cannabaceae. The coding region runs from base 118 to 477 and encodes 119 amino acids. Gene Ontology annotation, biological process: lipid transport. The record is from RefSeq and is a predicted model, not a curated record. Gene Ontology annotation, molecular function: lipid binding.